Molecule: messenger RNA, 1178 nt
Organism: Galendromus occidentalis (western predatory mite)
Lineage: Eukaryota; Metazoa; Arthropoda; Arachnida; Mesostigmata; Phytoseiidae
Product: outer dense fiber protein 3
Exons: 8
Coding region: 26-883 (285 amino acids)
Cellular component (GO): cytoskeleton
Source: RefSeq, a predicted model, not a curated record
AAGGUAUUUUAGGUCAUAAUUCUGUAUGUUGCAGAACUCCGAGUCUGCGGGCUACUACGUGACUCAGCGUCAGUGGACGCCAACGAAACCGCGAGCACCUAUCGCGUCCGAUUUCCAAACUCCAGGCCCGGGAUCCUUCAACUUGCCGACGACCAUUGGGAAGAACGCCAACCAGGCUGUCAAGGGCAAGAGUCCUUCUUACACUUUCGGCUCGAAGAUCGACGACAAGAGACCAAAUCCCGUUCCCGGACCUGGAACCUACAACAUAGCCGGGCUCUCUGAGAAGGGCAAGGAUUUCUGCGCGGCGCCGACGAUCGCCGCUAAGCUCAAGGAACCCGAGCCCUUCAAGACUCCGGCUCCAGGGGCUUACAACCCGGACAAAUCGGACAUUGUGACCCACCUCGCGGCACCUCGGUACACCUUCGGCUCGAAGUUCAAGGAUCACAACCCCGACGACAUUCCCGGUCCUGCGGAUUACGCGCCUGAAAGAGCCGACAGUUUACGGUACGCGAGCCCGCCACGCUACUCAUUCGGCUCGAGGUACAGAGAUCACGAGGACGAUUAUCCUCCCGCCCCGGGUCAAUAUGCUCCUGAAAAAUCCCUACUCAACCAGGCCGCUCCUUCCUACUCAUUCGGAUUGAAAAUUGAUGAUUGUAAACCCAACGGAGUUCCUGCCCCGGGAAAAUACAAUCCGCCGCCGGCAGAUGCCUACAAGAAGAAGAGCCCUUCAUACAGUCUCAGCUAUAGAACGAACAUUCCUUCCGACAAUAGCAAGAAGCCUGGUCCUGGACAAUACACUCCUGAGAGGGUAUUCAUGAAUAAGUCCUCCGCUCCACGCUUCAGCUUCGGGAUUCGACACAGUCCUUGUGCUGUCACGAAAUAAAUUCACUCGAAACCUCCUCCUUCACCGAUCCCAUAGACCAGUGUUUCUCAAACUGGGUUCCGCGGAACCCCUACGGAACCCCCCCCUCUGAAGAAAAAGUUUGAGAACCACUGCCAUAGACAAACAACGAUUCCUUCGAACUUCUUGCUCGAGAGCUUUGCCAACCUGCUUCCGCGAACCAAUCUAGUUUUCCGAGAAUUCUGUGGAGAGACUGACAUUGUGCAAAAUAACUCAGCUCUGGACCCUUUCGAGCAAAGACUCCUGGUUUCGCUAGGCUGAAGACUAGCGAAGAUUC